Molecule: messenger RNA, 2496 nt
Organism: Lachancea lanzarotensis
Lineage: Eukaryota; Fungi; Ascomycota; Saccharomycetes; Saccharomycetales; Saccharomycetaceae
Product: LALA0S03e08636g1_1
Exons: 1
Coding region: 1-2496 (831 amino acids)
Source: RefSeq, a predicted model, not a curated record
AUGCCCAUCAAGGAAGUGGCAUUGGAUCUCACGAAUUUCGUGCUGUCAAACGUGAACGAUGCGAUCUCUUUCAAACCGCAGCUGUGCUACGAAGUACCCGCUCAGGACUAUGGCGAGCUGCGAGAACGCUACAUCGCGUUCACCGGAACAUCGAUGCGGAAAAACAAAUCGCGAUUGUAUUUUCUGCCGACCAACAUUUCGGACGAACUGCAACAGCUAAACCCGUCAGUGCCGGACUCAGCAAAGCAUGUGCCGCGUGACGGCCACGUUUACUACAAGAACCGGCUCAUCACGGAGCUGGACUACGAAAACGUGAAACGCGUGGAACUGGCGUGCGCGUACAUUGCGUAUGCGAUCAUUAACAAGUCCGCAGGGAUUGAGGUGGAAUCCAACAGCAACAGCAACAGCAACAGCACAGAACAUCGGGAAUCGGCAACGUCUUUAUCGGAGCUCAGCGGCCGCGAGGAUUCGCGCGACAGCUCCAAUCAGUCACCCGCAGACCCCAAAAUAUCACCUGCAGAGGCCACUGCUCUAGCUCUCAAGCGGGGUGGGCUCAUAGGGUUCCGAGAACUUGGCUAUCUCGUAAAUAUCACACCCUGGCAUUUCCACCGGGUUUUCAAAGUCAUCACAGGGCUCACAAUCCGCGAGUACGGUCAAUUGUGCACCGAGUUUGCCAAGAAAAACCGCGAUAUCAUGAACGCUUGCAACAAACGCGUGCAAGAACUCAAGGAACAGGGCCACAGUUACCAGUGUUUUUCAGACCCAGGCUUUCUUAAAGAUGGUACGCUCAAAUACGAGCCCACCAGAAACGUUGUUCUGCUGCCUCAAUAUUUCAUCGAUCCCAACAAAUCGAAAGAACACAAGAAAAUGCAAAAGGAGAACAAGGCUUUGGAUGGGAAAUGUACGCAGCGCGUCGAGGCCCGUAAACGUAGGGGUUCCAUCAUGUCUGGUCGUAUUAGGGCCGCUUCGCAGUCGAGCGUGACUUCAAACUCUUCUAUUCAGGAAGUGCUCCAGGUGGAACCGGGUUUCCCUAGCACUCCACUAAUGAGUCCCUCCGAUGCCCGGGCUUCUUCAACGGCGUCACCCGUCCUUCAAAGCGUUGCCGGUCUGAACACACUCGAUUCAACGGUUCUCCAGACAACGCUUGCGCAAUCAAGAAAGAAUAGUUUGGUGACUGGAUCAUCAGCAUCUUACCUGCAGUCUGCUCCGGGUAGAAUUGGCAAACCGAAGCUUGCGGCCAAUACGAGUGGAUCCACGGCCCAUCUGCGUCACCUGAGCGACCCUUCCAUGGCUUUGGACGCGAUAGAGCUAUCCAAAGUCACUGGUGACGCUACGGGCACAAAGAACAUGCCUCACAUUAGUGUUGCUCAAGAUGCAGUAACUUCUCCCAAAGUGGACUUCAAAUUUGACAUUUUUGGUAAUGAGAAUGUCUCCUCACAGCGUCCAGAUGAUGCUAAUCCAUCUCAAGUGCUCGGUAACAAUGGCGAUUUCAAUUACGACUUGGACGAAUUGAACCCUCGAGCCGUUUCAAACUUUACAAACGACUCUAGCAAUGGUAGUUUCCAGCUAGAUUUCAAUGAUGACAUUACCCAUGGCAAUCUGAUUUCUUCCGAAAAUGGAGUUUUUUUUCCUGGAAAUCAUCAGCGAACUAGUAAUAACAACACUGCUGCGACGUCCCUACAGGGUACUUCGAGAUCGGUCGAAACAUUACCGCGUGACUCUACCAGCACUUUCUUGGGAGAUUUUCACCCGGCAGACCUAGAUGAGAGCUCUCAAUUACUCUUGGAUUUGAACGCUCUCCCAGAUGACCCGAUUCUCAAUCAGCCAUAUGGUAUGCUCGAUCUAAAAAUGGCGACCAGUCACGAUAUUCGCAGCGGGGGCAGUUUUACGAAACUCACGGACUUCGGUGAACCAUAUAUGGAGCAUGGACAGCUUUCGUCUGCAGGGCAGAAUCAGCGGCAUGCAUCAACGGUGAACCCGUCAAUACCAAUCCAUUCAACUCACAACAGGCCUCAAGAUAAACCGUCAACAUUGGCCUUGAAUCAACCCAAUCGAUCGAGCUACUCAAGAAAUAGGCUCAAUUCAGCCGUGGCUCCAAUGGAUGAUAUCAACCGAAUGUUUUUGUCGGGUUAUUCUGGCGGAACACCUAUAAUGACAGAGCCGCUCGAUUUACAGGGCGGUAACUUUACGGAACAAACGAUCCCUGCUCCACUUGUCUCGCAACCAUCAACAAGAGACAAUACCAUGGGUUCCACUGUGACACCAGACACAAUGGUUACGACAGAAACCAAUUCUUCAACAAGAGACUUUGACGCCAAGGGAUCUUUGGCAGCUUUCACGAACCUAGGUUUUGACGCCUUGAGCCCCGGCUCUUCUCCCACUGCACUAGAGGCUGGUUUACCGGAUUUCCACGGCGACCUAAAUUCUGAUUUUGCUGGUACAUCCAUAGAGGCAUUGAUGUCAGCUGGCAAUGAUGCGCCACCACAAAAUUUUUAG